Molecule: messenger RNA, 2539 nt
Organism: Labrus mixtus (cuckoo wrasse)
Lineage: Eukaryota; Metazoa; Chordata; Actinopteri; Labriformes; Labridae
Product: serine/threonine-protein phosphatase with EF-hands 2-like
Exons: 18
Coding region: 222-2399 (725 amino acids)
Biological process (GO): detection of stimulus involved in sensory perception; negative regulation of MAPK cascade
Cellular component (GO): cytosol; nucleus
Molecular function (GO): Hsp90 protein binding; iron ion binding; manganese ion binding
Source: RefSeq, a predicted model, not a curated record
GUUGUGUAGCUGGACUCUCAUCCAAUUACAAAAUUAAAACUACUUGGAUCUGUGCUGCUGUGCACGGGGAGUCUAAUAGUGUAACAGAUCAUCAGUUUUACGAGUUGUAACAGUGUGGCUGGCAAGUCUGUCAAAACAUGGCUGCUUACUCAAAGCUUCUGAAGUAGUAAAAUGAAGAAAUGAGAGAAAGAUAAAGAGACCAGAGAAACCAGCAAAGGAUCAUGGGAUGUGGCAUGGGAAAAUCAGAAAAUCAGCUGAAGAAAUGUGACAGAGGUAUUGGCGUUACUAAAAUAAUUCCAGCUGCCACAGCUAUCAGAGCAGCUCUGCUCAUCCAGCGCUGGUACCGUCGGUAUGUGGCCCGGCUUGAAAUGAGACGCAGGUGCACUUGGAAUAUCUUCCAGUCUAUUGAAUAUGCAGGAGAGCAAGACCAGAUCAAGCUUUAUAAUUUCUUUGGCUACUUGAUGGAACACUUUACUCCAGCCAGCAGUGAAAGGAACCUAAUAUCCCACAUCUUUCAUACAAAUGAAUGCUGUCGUGACACAGAGUGGGAGAGUUAUUUUUGCUACAAGAGCAUCCAGGUGCCUGACAGCUACCCUGGCCCUCACCUGACCUUCCCCAUGACCUUCAGCGGGGUGUCAAAGCUAGUGGAGGCCUUCAAGCACAAACAACAGCUCCAUGCUCGAUAUGUUCUGCAGCUUCUUGGAGAGACUUGCAGACUUCUAAGAAUUCUUCCAAAUAUCAAUCGUGUCUCGAUUUGUCACAACAAGGAAAUUACCAUAUGCGGAGAUUUACAUGGACACCUUGAAGAUCUGCUGUUGAUAUUCUACAAGAAUGGUUUGCCGUCCUCUGAGAAACCGUACGUCUUUAAUGGAGACUUUGUUGAUCGCGGUAAGAGCUCCUUGGAGAUCCUGCUCAUUCUGUUCGGGUUCCUGAUGGUCUAUCCCAACGAUGUCCAUAUCAACAGAGGGAACCACGAGGACCACAUUGUUAACCUCAGAUAUGGCUUCACCAAGGAAGUUUUGGGAAAAUACAGGGUGCAUGGCAAGAAGAUCUUAAAGCUUCUGCAGAAGAUUUUCAGCGGGCUGCCUCUGGCCACAGUAAUUGAUCACAAGGUGCUGAUCGUCCAUGGAGGGAUCUCUGACAUGACGGAUCUUAACAUGAUAUCCAGAGUGGACAGACACAAAUAUGUCUCAGCUCUAAGACCUCCUAAGCAGAGCCAACAUGGAGUCUACGGCACAAAGACUCAGACAAUGAACACGGGGGAGGUCGGCGGACCAGUGGAAGGCCGGCGUCGAGUGCGUUCUCUGACUUACCAUGGUUCAACCUCGGCUUUAAUACACAACAUGCCACGGCGCUCACUCAACUGUUCGCCUACAAGCAGUCGUCUCAACUGUUCGCUGGAAGAGGAGCUGAAAAAGAGGCGCAGAUUGGCUGGGUUUGAUCAGUCCUACGGAGAACCGAGGAAGAGCGACUCGGAAUCAGAUCCAGAGUCUUGUGAAACAGCAGAUGAGCAGGAGUGGAAACAGAUAGUGGACAUGUUGUGGAGUGACCCAAUGCCCCAAAGCGGCUGCAUUCCCAAUGAGGUGCGAGGCGGAGGUUGCUACUGGGGACCAGAUGUCACUGAGAAAGUGCUGGGAAGACACAACCUCCACCUUCUCAUCCGUUCACACGAGUGCAAACAGGAGGGCUAUGAGUUCUGCCACAACCGCAGGGUGCUGACGAUAUUUUCAGCCUCUAAUUACUAUGAAGUGGGGAGCAACCGAGGAGCCUACAUCAGAAUGGGCUCGGAUCUGGUCCCCCACUUCUCCCAGUAUCAGGCCAGUAGGACCAGCAGAGAGCUCACCCUGAGACAAAGUGUCAGUUGGACAGAGAGAUCGGCCCUGCAAGCUCUUCGUAAACAACUCUUUGUACAUAAGUCAGUUCUCAUCAGUGCCUUCCAGGAGUUUGAUCCUCACAACACAGGGAUAAUCUCUCUGAGUCAUUGGGCUAGUGCAACGGAGAGAGUACUGAAUCUGGCUCUGCCAUGGAGGGUGCUGCGUCCUCAGCUUGUCAGCAGCACCCACUUUGGCAUGGUGGACUACCAGCAGUGGAUAAGGGAGCUCUCUAUUCCCGAGCCAAAGUCAGAGAUCUCCGACGACAGUAUCCUGGAGACUAUGUACAAGAACCACUCCAACUUGGAAACCAUUUUCCGGAUCAUAGACACGGAUCACUCGGGCUUGAUCUCUUUCGAGGAGUUUCGGCAAACCUGGAAACUCUUAAGUUCCCAUCUUAAGACAGAGAUCAGUGACGAGGCCAUCGCAGACCUGGCCAAGAGCAUCGACUUCAACAAAGAUGGGAGCAUCGAUAUUAAUGAGUUUAUGGAGGCAUUUCGGCUGGUUGACCUCACUGCACAUACUUGAGAGCGAGGAUCAGGAUCUGUAGGAGAACCUGUAAAGAGAAUAUCGUGUUGGACACAUUUGUUGACCUACAGCAGCCUUGGGUUCGAAUCCAACCUCGGCCCUCUGCUGCUUGUCGUCCCCCACUCUCUCCUCCCAACACU